Molecule: messenger RNA, 3385 nt
Organism: Canis lupus familiaris (dog)
Lineage: Eukaryota; Metazoa; Chordata; Mammalia; Carnivora; Canidae
Gene: ZNF45
Product: zinc finger protein 45
Exons: 9
Coding region: 560-2623 (687 amino acids)
Biological process (GO): regulation of cytokine production; regulation of immune system process; negative regulation of transcription by RNA polymerase II
Source: RefSeq, a predicted model, not a curated record
ACAGCGACUCGGGGGCCUCUGGGGAAUGCUGGGAAAUGUAGUCCAGGAGCCCCGCGUAGUCGGAGGUAUUUCCGCUGCGGAAGGUUAAGAUCGCGGCCUUCGGGCUCUUUCUGGGAGGGACCACUGUUUCCUGGACCUCAUCAUAUUCUUUUUAGAGUGCCUAGCAGCAACCGAGGGGUUGGCCAAGAAGAGUUAUUCAGUCAAAGCAGCAGAGAGACAAGAUCUAGAAUACCGAUUUCAAUGUGAGAGCUGGAUUCCAAUUCCACCCAUGUGUUGUGACCUCCCCAAGUCCCAGCUUCCUCAUCUCUUAAAUAGGAACAACAGUCCUCAUCAUCAUUGAUUGAGAACUUCCUAAAAAUGCCAGCUGAGAACAGAGGUGUAGGUGAUUGGAUCAGAGUCACACAACUAGUACCACUGUAGCUUCUUCACAAGAAAACAAGUCAUCCUUGUAACCUUAAAUAUUACUGCAAAGACAUCAUGUUAAGUAUGACAGACCAGAGAGAAUAACAUAUUUCAGAAGUUAAAGGACUCAGCCCUUCCCUGGAAGGAGAAGAACAGAAUGACCAAGUUCAAGGAGACGGUGACAUUCAAGGAUGUGGCCGUGAUCUUCACGGAGGAGGAGCUGGGGCUGCUGGACCCUGCCCAGAGGAAGCUGUAUGGAGAUGUGAUGCUUGAGAACUUCAGGAACCUGCUCUCUGUGGGGCAUCAGCCCUUCACGCCAGAUGUAAUACUCCAGUUAGAGAGGGGAGAAAAGCUUCGGAUGGUGAAGAUGGCAGCCUGGGGUCCCAGCGCCUCAGGAGACAAGAAUCUAAAUGACACGGAGACUCUUCAGGAAAUUGGAUUAAAGUACCUGCCACAUGAAGAGCUGUUUUGCUCCCAAAUCUGGCAACAGGUUACAAAGGAGUUAACCCUGUGCCAAGAUCCCAUGGUAAAUAUUCAAGGAAAUGGCUGUCAGUUGGAGAAACAAGGUGAUGCCCUCUAUAAAGAUGAGGAGUUGGGUAAAGGCUUUAAUCAGAAUUUACAUCUUCAAGUUCACAAAGAUCACAAGGGAGGAAAACCUUACCAGGGGGAGGAGUGUGAAAAAGGUUUCAUUCAUCACUCUCGUCUUCAAACUAACCAGACAGCCCAUGUAGGAGAGAAGCCCUAUAAAUGUGAAAAAUGUGAAAACACCUUCCGUCGGCUUUCAAGCCUCCAAGCCCAUCAGAAGGUCCAUACCAGAGAUAAAUCAUAUAAGUAUGAUGUAUCGUGUAAGGGUUUCAGACAGAGGUUGUAUCUUCACCAUCAUCAGAGAGUCCCCACUGGAGAGAAUCCACAGAAAUAUGAGGAAUUUGGUAGGAACGUCAGGAAAAGCUCACAUUGUCAAGCUUCUCCAGUAGUCCACACAUUAGAGAAACCUUAUAAAUGUGAGGAGUGUGGGCUGAGCUUCAGUCAGAGUUCAUAUCUUCAAGUCCACCAGAGAGUCCACAUGGGAAAGAAACCUUAUAGAUGUGAAGAGUGUGGGAAGGGCUUCAGUUGGCGUUCACGACUGCAGGCUCAUCAGCGAAUCCACACUGGAGAGAAACCAUACAAAUGUGAGGCAUGUGGCAAGGGCUUUAGUUAUAGCUCACACCUUAACAUUCAUUGUAGAAUCCACACAGGAGAGAAACCCUAUAAAUGUGAAGAGUGUGGAAAAGGCUUCAGUGUAGGUUCACACCUUCAGGCACAUCAGGUAAGCCACACUGGAGAGAAACCUUACAAAUGUGAGGAGUGUGGGAAGGGCUUCUGUCGGGCCUCAAAUCUUCUGGACCAUCAGAGAGGCCACACUGGAGAGAAACCGUAUCAGUGUGAUGCAUGUGGAAAGGGCUUUAGUCGUAGCUCAGAUUUUAACAUUCAUUUUAGAGUCCACACAGGAGAGAAACCCUAUAAAUGUGAGGAAUGUGGGAAAGGCUUCAGUCAAGCCUCAAAUCUUUUGGCCCAUCAAAGAGGCCACACCGGAGAAAAACCAUACAAAUGUGGUACAUGUGGGAAGGGCUUCAGCCGGAGUUCAGAUCUCAACGUUCAUUGUAGAAUCCACACCGGAGAGAAACCCUAUAAAUGCGAGAAGUGUGGUAAGGCCUUCAGUCAGUUCUCGAGUCUUCAGGUGCAUCAGAGAGUCCACACAGGAGAGAAACCAUAUCAGUGUGCAGAGUGUGGGAAGGGCUUCAGUGUGGGUUCACAGCUUCAAGCCCAUCAGAGGUGCCACACUGGGGAAAAACCAUACCAAUGUGAGGAGUGUGGGAAAGGAUUCUGUCGGGCUUCAAAUUUUCUGGCUCAUCGUGGAGUCCACACAGGAGAGAAGCCAUACCGGUGUGAUGUGUGUGGUAAGCGUUUCAGACAGAGAUCCUAUCUUCAGGCCCACCAGAGGGUCCACACUGGAGAGAAACCGUACAAAUGUGAGGAGUGUGGGAAGGUCUUCAGCUGGAGCUCCUACCUUCAAGCCCAUCAGAGAGUUCACACUGGAGAAAAACCAUACAAAUGUGAGGAGUGUGGGAAGGGCUUCAGUUGGAGCUCAAGUCUUAUAAUUCACCAGCGAGUACAUGCCGAUGAUGAGGGUGAUAAGGACUUUCUCUCCCCGGAGAAAUCACAUAGGAAAGAAGCGCCAUAAAAUUAUAUGUUCUAAUACCUCAAAUGGGUGCUGAAACAGUCCAAUGAUCAGACCUGUCCUAGAAGACAUAGCAUUGGCUUAUAAAAGAGUCAGUAUUUAGCCAGGGCUUGACAUGUCAACAGUGGUUGAGUGGCCACACAGCAGGGAAGCCUCAUGAGAGUGGCGACAUAAGGACUUCAUUCAGAACCUUGACAUUUAGCAGAUACUACACAAGAGGAGAGGCUUAGGAAGGACCAAUCUGAUCUGAAAUUCACUGAAGGGUUGAGCUGGAAGUGCCAGGAUUUCUUCCGUUAGAAUACAAGCUCCAAGAGAAUAGAGAUUUGUUGACUGCCAUAUCUAUUCAGUCUUCUUAGUGCCUAACACAUGAUAGGUAUUUAAUAAUGUUAAAUGAAUGAAAGGGAGAACGGUCAUGUUUGAAAUUUUUAUUCAGUUCUCUAAGAACUAUGAAAUGUACUUAAAAGAUGAAUUCUGCAAGGCUUGGAGGACAUUUAAGUUAGACACAUAGACUCAUUUUCCCAACCCUGCAGGUCCUGUGAACAAAUGUUUAUCAACCUGCUAGUAGGUCCAAAAAUCACUUCAGGGGGUUGCGACCAGCACUUUUGUAUGCUAAUACUUUAUUGAGGUAUAAUUUGCAGACAGUAACACAUGUAAAUCUCAAGCUUAUAGCCUCAUGAAUUUUGACAAAUGUAUACACUUAUGUCAUCAUCACCAAGAUCGAUAUAUACAAUAUUUCUAUUAAACCAGAAUGUCUCCUUGUGUACA